AUCAAAGUACUAUGUUCUCUGCCAGCUCCAGUGCUCUGCUACCUACUUAAGCUAUACUUACUACAUUCAAAUAAUUGACAUCCCCAAAUGCCACCAUGCCCAUCAUCAGCAAUGCCAACCAUGAUUUUAGCAAUCUCUCAGUCAGCACAGACGACAGCAGCCUUGACCUGUUUUUCUCAGAAAUUCCAGUGACCGAAACCAUCAAAGGUGUAUACUUUCAACGUGCCCAGCGACUACACAACAUCCCGGCCUUCAGAGAUGUUGACCACAGUAAACUAGCCCUCAUCAAUGUUGGAGGAGAUUGCUACACUUUUCCUUGGAGCACACUGGAGGAAUUCCCACUCACUCGUUUGGGACAGCUGUGUCACUGCAGCAGCCCAGAUGAUAUCGCCCAGCUUUGUGAUGAUUAUGAUGAGGCCCGGCGAGAGUUCUUUUUUGACCGCAGCUCGAUGGCCUUCCGGGUCAUCUUAAACUUCCUGGCUGCAGGUAAACUGAGACUGCUGCGGCAGGUGUGUGCUGUGUCACUGUCUGACGAACUCAACUAUUGGGGCAUCGACCCUGUUCACAUGGAACGCUGCUGUCGGCGCAAGUUGUUGUCCCGUGUGGAGGAAGUAGGAGAGAAGAAAAGGAAUGAGGAAGAGAGGAGGCAGAAAAGGCUAGCCCUACAGAGCCCAUUAGCACAAGAGAAGGGCUACAUCUGGCUCAUGAGCCGGCUGCAAGAAAUAUGCACAAAAUCACUAUUCAAUGUUGGAGGAGAUUGCUACACUUUUCCUUGGAGCACACUGGAGGAAUUCCCACUCACUCGUUUGGGACAGCUGUGUCACUGCAGCAGCCCAGAUGAUAUCGCCCAGCUUUGUGAUGAUUAUGAUGAGGCCCGGCGAGAGUUCUUUUUUGACCGCAGCUCGAUGGCCUUCCGGGUCAUCUUAAACUUCCUGGCUGCAGGUAAACUGAGACUGCUGCGGCAGGUGUGUGCUGUGUCACUGUCUGACGAACUCAACUAUUGGGGCAUCGACCCUGUUCACAUGGAACGCUGCUGUCGGCGCAAGUUGUUGUCCCGUGUGGAGGAAGUAGGAGAGAAGAAAAUGAAAGAGGAAGAGAGGAGGCAGAAAAGGCAAGCCAUACAGAAGCCUCUAGCACAAGAGAAGGGCUACAUCUGGUUCAUGAGCCAGCUGCAAGAAAUAGUGGAAAACCCUCAUUCUGGCUGGCUUGGGAAAAUCUUUGCAUGCUUCUCAGUGGUCAUGAUUGCUGUGACAGUUAUCAGCUUGUGUAUCAGCACCAUGCCUGAUCACGAUAACAGGGGUAAAUGCUCAGAAAAAUGUCGCAACAUAUUCAUAGUGGAAACGGUGUGCGUGGCCUGGUUCUCCAUGGAGUUUUUGUUGCGCUUCCUGCAGGCUCAACGCAAACUGCAGUUUGUUCGAAAUCCACUUAAUAUAAUAGAUGUCAUAGCCAUUCUACCAUACUACAUUUCUUUGGUUGUCGAUAGCGAAGAUGAAUCUGAAGAAGCCGAGCUUAAUGGUAGCGCUGGUCGUGGAUAUUUAGAUAAGCUGGGUUUAAUUCUGCGAGUCAUGCGUGCCCUGCGAAUCCUGUAUGUGAUGCGACUGGCACGACACUCACUGGGCCUUCAGACCCUGGGUCUUACAAUACAACGGAGUAUGCGAGAAUUUGGACUCCUGCUUCUCUUCCUCUGUGUGGCUGUAGCUCUAUUCUCACCUCUCGUACAUUUGGCAGAGAAAGAAUUCACAAAGAACAAGCCCACUGGGCCCCACAGCUUUAGCAGCAUUCCUGCUUCCUAUUGGUGGGCUAUCAUAUCCAUGACGACCGUUGGCUACGGUGACAUGGUACCACACAGUAUACCUGGCCAGGUUGUUGCCUUUAGCAGCAUACUGAGUGGUAUUCUUAUCAUGGCUUUUCCAGCUACAUCUAUCUUCCAUGUUUUUUCUCGUUCAUACCACGAGCUGAAGCGUGAACAUGAAAUGAUUUGUAAAGAAGAGCGAGCGGCCACCUUGGAUGCUAAAGAGGACGCCCAGAGAGUGCUGGAGAGACACUCUUUUUCUUGAGCCAGCAAUAAGAGUAAUAGUCAAAGCAAGGGCAAUGGCACAGCUGCCAGUCAGCCAACAUGCUGCAAUAACAUCUGAUCUAUUAUUUGCAUAUCUCUUCAUACUUUGUUGGAUUUAUUAUUUUCUACAUGUGAUUUUUAAAUCUGUUGGAAUGUGAUUUCUGUGACAAAUCAAUAAAAUAAU
Messenger RNA from Sinocyclocheilus rhinocerous, 2240 nucleotides. It is a transcript of the gene kcng4b, whose product is annotated as potassium voltage-gated channel, subfamily G, member 4b. Bases 96 to 2057 code for a protein of 653 amino acids. The record is from RefSeq and is a predicted model, not a curated record. Gene Ontology annotation, cellular component: membrane; voltage-gated potassium channel complex. Gene Ontology annotation, biological process: action potential; protein homooligomerization; potassium ion transmembrane transport. NCBI's taxonomy places the organism in Eukaryota, Metazoa, Chordata, Actinopteri, Cypriniformes, Cyprinidae. Gene Ontology annotation, molecular function: protein binding; delayed rectifier potassium channel activity. The transcript is spliced from 4 exons.